AUGGUGCAGUGUUUUGCUUUUACUCUCUGUGCUGAGGCUGAGCUGUCCAUGCUCACAGUGAUGUCGUAUGACCGCUAUGUGGCCAUCUGCCUUCCACUGCACUAUGACAUCAUCAUGGAUGUCCACAAGUGUGCUCUCGGGGUUCUAGGUGUCUGGAUCAGUGGUGUCAUUUCUGGAACUAUGCACACAGCGGCCAUUUUCUCCAUGCACUUCUGUGGCUCCCAUGUCAUUCACCAGUUCUUCUGUGACAUCCCCCAGCUCCUGAAACUCUCUUGUUCAAAUGAGUAUAUCAGCGAUAUCGGGGUCACUGCCUUUCUAUCUUUUAUGGCCUUUCUUUGUGUCGUUUUUAUUGGACACUCCUAUAUCCAGAUAUUCUCUACUGUGCUGAGGAUGCCGUCUGCUGAGGGCAGAGCUAAGGCCUUCUCCACUUGCCUUCCCCACCUCGCUGUGGUCAUUUUAUUCAUUUCAACCGGCAUCUUUGAGUUUCUCAAGCCCCCUUCUGACUCUCCCAGUGCACUGGACAUUUUGCUGACUAUUAUGUACACAGCUGUGCCCCCAACAUUCAAUCCAAUGAUCUACAGCCUGAGAAAUCAAGCUAUGAAGGCAGCUUUAAGGAAGGUUUUCCAAAGAAGACAAGCCUGA
This is a messenger RNA of Condylura cristata (star-nosed mole), 642 nucleotides long. RefSeq names its product olfactory receptor 14J1-like. Gene Ontology annotation, biological process: G protein-coupled receptor signaling pathway. Gene Ontology annotation, cellular component: membrane. The record is from RefSeq and is a predicted model, not a curated record. The coding region runs from base 1 to 642 and encodes 213 amino acids. The transcript has a single exon. Gene Ontology annotation, molecular function: odorant binding; olfactory receptor activity; G protein-coupled receptor activity. Lineage: Eukaryota; Metazoa; Chordata; Mammalia; Eulipotyphla; Talpidae.